This is a messenger RNA of Ctenopharyngodon idella (grass carp), 3849 nucleotides long. RefSeq names its product myotubularin 1 (gene mtm1). Lineage: Eukaryota; Metazoa; Chordata; Actinopteri; Cypriniformes; Xenocyprididae. Gene Ontology annotation, biological process: dephosphorylation; mitochondrion distribution; muscle cell cellular homeostasis. Gene Ontology annotation, cellular component: plasma membrane. Gene Ontology annotation, molecular function: phosphatidylinositol-3,5-bisphosphate 3-phosphatase activity. The record is from RefSeq and is a predicted model, not a curated record. Bases 182 to 2002 code for a protein of 606 amino acids. The transcript has 15 exons.
AAAAUACAACUCCCUAAAUUCCUUGCAGUGGGCUGUGCGAUUUGACAAGUAGCCAAUGAGCGCCGUGACCGCUGUCACGUGACUCGGGCUGAGCGCUUCCUGCGGCGGUGCAAAACAGACUGGCGAUCUGAGGAACGGAGAAUUGCAGUUUCUGGUAGCGGUGGAAGAAGCAAACCCAGUGAUGGCCUCGGCUCCUAUAGCACCUUACAACUCCAGUCCUCUGGGGAACAGCUCCAGCCAAAACGCGUCCAGAGAGAGCCUGAAGAUGGAGCCGCUGGCAGAUGUUGCCGUGCUGCCGGGAGAAGAGCGAGUGAUCGAUAAAGACAUCAUCUAUAUCUGCCCCUUUAAUGCUGCAGUCAAAGGAAAGGUUUCCAUCACCAACUACAGACUCUACUUCAAGAACACUGACUCAGAGACACCAGUUACCCUGAACGUGCCCUUAGGUGUCAUAAGCCGCAUAGAGAAGAUGGGCGGAGCCACCAGUCGAGGAGAGAACUCCUAUGGGUUAGAAAUCACCUGCAAGGACAUGAGGAACCUGCGAUUUGCUCUGAAGCAAGAAGGCCACAGUCGAAGAGACAUCUUUGAGAUUCUUUUCAAAUAUGCUUUCCCACUGUCUCAUGGAAUGCAGCUCUUUGCCUUUCUGAGUCAGGAAAAGUAUGAGGAGAAUGGCUGGAAUGUUUAUGAGCCCAUGGAAGAGUACAGGAGGCAGGGUCUACCCAAUAGUGAGUGGAGGGUCACUUUCAUCAAUAAGAACUACGAGCUGUGUGACACUUAUCCCACAAUUCUUGUUGUUCCAUACAAGGCCACAGAGGAAGAUCUUAGAAGAGUCGCUACCUUCCGCUCCCGCAGCCGCAUUCCGGUGUUGUCGUGGUUCCAUAAAGAGAACCAUGCUGUGAUCAUGCGGUGUAGCCAACCUUUGGUGGGCAUGAGUGGCAAGCGCAACAAAGACGAUGAACGUUAUUUGGACCUCAUCCGUGAGGCCAAUGGCACUAUCAAACUCACCAUCUAUGACGCCAGGCCUAACGUCAACGCUGUGGCAAACAAGGCCACGGGUGGGGGUUACGAGGGUGACGAUGCAUAUCAGAACGCUGAGCUGGUCUUUCUAGACAUCCAUAAUAUCCAUGUCAUGAGAGAGUCACUGAAGAAGCUAAAGGACAUUGUCUACCCCAAUGUGGAGGAGUCUCAUUGGCUCUCCAGCCUGGAGUCCACCCACUGGCUAGAGCAUAUUAAGUUGGUGUUAUCAGGGGCCAUCCAGGUGGCUGAUAAGGUGUCUUCUGGGAGCUCUGUGGUGGUGCACUGCAGUGAUGGCUGGGACCGCACAGCUCAGCUCACCUCUUUGGCCAUGCUGAUGCUGGACUCCUACUACAGGACUCUCAGGGGCUUCCAGGUGCUGCUGGAGAAGGAAUGGAUCGGCUUCGGACACAAGUUCGCCUCAAGAAUCGGCCAUGGAGACAAAAACCAUGCGGAUCAGGACAGGUCCCCUAUCUUUUUGCAAUUUAUUGACUGCGUGUGGCAAAUGACUAAACAGUUCCCAACAGCGUUUGAGUUUAAUGAACGUCUCCUGGUAGUAAUCUUGGAUCACCUGUACAGCUGCCGCUUUGGCACUUUCCUCUACAACUGUGAGAGCGCCCGUGAAAGCAAUAAUGUUCGGAUGAAGACGGUGUCUCUGUGGUCUUGGAUCAACAGUGACACAUCCUUGUAUAUAAACCCCUUCUACACACCAGAGUCAAGUCGUGUGCUUUACCCUGUAGCCAGCAUGCGCCACCUAGAGCUGUGGGUGACUUAUUACAUCCGGUGGAACCCUCGCAUACAACACCAGCAACAGAGUCCAGUGGAGCAGCGCUAUAAGGAGCUACUGGCGUUGAGGGAUCAGUACCUGAAGAAACUGGAGGAGCUACAGCUCUCAGACUCCGCCCCAUCCUCCACUCACUUGACAAACAGCUCCACCCCCAAUGCUGCCACGGCCAAUCAGCACAUCACACACUUACAGACACCGUUUUGAUCACACUCACAAACUGUUACAGACAUUGGACAUUUGUACAUAGCAAUAGCGAUAAUUAUGGUAACACGAUUAGUAGUGAUGUCGACGAUAACGAGUAACAAACCAAUUAUGCAAUAAACCACAGUACGGCCUUCAUUGCGGGAAAAAAAAAAAAAAAAAAAAGUUAAGCGAAAAGAGAAGCCUUAAGUGACAGUGCUGUUUUUUCGUGCCGCAUACCAUGGACGAAAGGGAGUCAAAUAGUGCGUGUGUGUAUGCCAGAAAACACUUGGAUACUGUUUGGAAUGGUCAAGUUAUUGAAAAGCGAUUGAGUCGGACGGACGUAUGUGAUUUAUGUGUUGCGUUAUGUGUGUUAUUAGUGUUCUAAAGUGUCUAGAUCUGAGUGGAGAACAUUUUUGAAUGUUGAGCACUGGUAAGAAUCUGUUUAAAAGGUAUUCAAAGAGAGCUGGUCUUGUUUACGGAGUUGUAAACUUUAGUCUACAUUAUGUCCAUUCAAUGUGGUAUCAAGCAGGGUCUUCAACCUUUGAUAGAGCAAUCAUUUCAUUAGUCUGUAUGCUUGGUUUAACUGUUUGACUCAAAUGGCUGACCUCAUAAGGUAAAGGAAGCAAAUAUGUUGUCUAAAUGUCGUACUUUUUUCCUCCACGAAUGUCAUUCGCUGCUCAGGUGAGUGUACUAAAUGGAAGGAAAAUGUUCUGAAAUGAUAAACAUUAGUUUGUUGAACAGAACCAGGGUUUUUUAAGCGAGCGACACAGAUACCGUUUCGGUGCCUUUACUCAUAUUUGAGGUUUUCAGGUGUAUAUUUUAUAGAGAAACAUUUUUUUUUUCUUUAUGGCAGCAUCAGUAUAGAAUGAUUUCCAUUCACUGUGCAUUUGAGCGACAGGUUGUUUCCUCUCCUGCUUAGGUCUGGGAGUUGAACAAUUUUAAGCCCUACAUGUUAGUGGCUUUGGGUUAUACCCCUUAAAAAUGACAUGCAGUUGCCACGGAAAGCAAAUACUUUGUAUAAAAGCAAAUAUUCUGAUGGAGCUGACAGUAUUGCUCCCAAUGAGACGUAGCUAGUCUGCAAAGUCUUUUGGGUAGAAUAGAAUGGCUGGGAUAUAAAGCUGUGUGUUUGUGCUGUCCCAAAUUCAGUCUUUUCUUGAGGAAGAGAGCGGUGACUGACACGGGGGGGAUAGAGGAGAGUUAUUGAUAAUGCUGCCUCGGAAAACUGAACUUCUAAAGACUUUGACCUCAAUGAGGAUAUGAAGUUUAUCCAUAGUGUGCGAAGAAGACAAAAGUUCAAUAAACAAACAAACCAUUUGCGGUUGGUUGUUUUUAGGGGGGGAAAUAAGACAGAAAUCUAUUUUUUAUUUUGUACAAGUACCAGAACUAUGUAAUUACCUCAAACAAAAACCUAUUUUACUGUUGAAAGUUCUAUUGUUGUAAAAUAUAAUUAUUUUAUUCAGUGUAAAAUUUGACGGUUUUAUAAAAAGGAAAGUAAUUAGAAAAAAUUUUUUGGUUGGUUUUGGUAAUUGGUAACUGUAGGUAAUUUGUUGAACAUCCUCAUAUAUAUAUAUUUCUUUUCUUUUUUUAAUGGGCAUUUAGUUUUGCUUUGUAACAUUUUAAAGAUCUGGAAAUGGUCUGAUUCUGUAGUAGGGAAUUCUUUUGCUCUCAAUCCCAUUGCUCAGUGCAUGAGAUUGAAGGAAAGCUGCACUCUGAUUUUUUUUUUGUCUUGACAUUAUCUUAAGUUAGAUAUAAUAGUUUAAAGGGAUCUAUUUGUGUUUUGUAUUCCCACAUGUAUCCUUUAUUUGUUGGCCAGCUAUUGUUCUGUACAUAAUGCUGAUUAAAUUAAUUUAAAGAGUUCACAUGGAAAA